Messenger RNA from Drosophila obscura, 892 nucleotides. RefSeq lists its product as uncharacterized. The transcript is spliced from 2 exons. Lineage: Eukaryota; Metazoa; Arthropoda; Insecta; Diptera; Drosophilidae. The coding region runs from base 36 to 377 and encodes 113 amino acids. The record is from RefSeq and is a predicted model, not a curated record.
UCCUUUUUUAUAUUGCGUUCGAAGAAGUAAUAGCAAUGCGGUGCUCCAUUAUAAUUAUAUUAUUGGCGAUAACCUUUGGGCGAUCUCUGUGCGAGCAUUGUGAGGUGGAUGAGUCUCAAGGCGAGUGCGGAGGCUACUGUUACGGAGCUAUAAAACCGGUCCUGGAGUACCUAGCCAUCCUGCAAAAGCGAGUGGAGUCCUGUGAGGCCAAACAGCCGGCAGAUACGCUCUCGAAAAUCGUGCACAUGGAAGAAAAGUUGAAGACUCUUGGCAGGCAGAUGGCGAUCCAGGAAGAGUUGGAAAAGAGCACACAGGCGAAAAUGGAAAAAUUAGAGCUGCAAUUCGGCAUCCGAGCCGAAGGAAAUACCAAAUCCUAAGCCUACAAAUUUAUAACUCUUCAAAAAAGUCAAAAAAGUUUAUUUCGACCACUACUGGUAUCAAGAUCUACCCAAUAGUUGCGGUACGACUUUAGCAUUCUGCGGAGUGCCUUCAUCUCAUCCUCGCUUUGCAGACUCACCAAAUGGACUCCCAUCUCACGGCAUUUAUUCAAGGCUCCCUGCCAGCUCGUUUUAUUUUCGUUUUCUAUGUAAUAGUAUUUGGAACGGACUUUUUCGAAGAAUUGUACAUUUUAUUUCGACAACUACUGGUAUCAAGGGAGCCUUCUUUCACCUGGCAGGAAAACCAACCCAAUACUCAGUGAACUCUGAACAUUCCGUCUCGAUACAUACCUUUAACGCCGAAGGUGCAAUGAACGACAGAAAUUGCGAUCAGACACAUAACUUUAUCUGCGAAGCGUCUUAGAAUUAAGCCACAUGACAAUUUUGACAACAUUGUAAGUUGUGUGGAACGUACAACUCAAUAAAAAAAAAUAACAUUUACUGUGGGUAAAAAA